AUGUCCUAUGCUCUGGCUUCAAAAAAGCGCAAGUUUCACCGGGUUCUUGAAUCUCUUUCUAGUAAUAACACUGCUCCAAAAGCACCACAUGCAGCUUCAAAAAACACCGCUACAACCCCAAAAUCCGUCCAUCCAACUAUAAAACGGGUUCGAUUAACGCCGAAUUCAGAGCCUGAUGACACAGCAGUACACGCUUCCCAAUCUCCUCUAGCCGGCCGGUCUUCUACGUCCUCCGCGCGUCCAAGUUUUGUCCCCUGGGAUCGCGAUCGAUUUCUGGAAAGGCUGGAAACAUUUCGUCGGGUCGACAGAUGGUCUCCAAAACCAGAUGAUAUCAACGAGGUACAAUGGGCAAAACGAGGCUGGUCCUGCGUGGAUGUAAUGAGGGUGGAAUGUGUUGGAGGAUGUGGCCAUUCCGUCGUGGUCAAAUUACCAGAUGAAAUCGACGAAUUGGAAGAAUAUGACACUGAGAAGAUGGAAGAGCGAAAGCAAGUUCAUACCAUCCAGCGACUAGAUUUGGCGAAACCGGACCACGCGUUAAAGGGACUUAAGGACCGCUAUGUCAAACUUUGCUCCUUGGCUCAGAAGUUACCUGCUCGAGAGCGCAUCGUACUUCCUGAAAACAUGAAUUUGGACGAAUUGAUAAAGAUGAUUCCAUUGGAAGAUCUAUCUGCAAGCCAGUUACAAACAGGAAGCACACAUGCGGGAAAAGAGUCCCUCCAAAACGUCGAAGGUGAAACAGGUCGUCAGGCAGGCCAGGCCACACAAACGCCUAUAAACCAGCCAGCACUUUCUCUCGCCCUUUUUGGCUGGGAUCUCUGCGGAGACAUGCACGCCGGACUCGCAAGUUGCAAUGCCUGUUUCAGAAGGCUUGGUCUCUGGAUGUAUAAUCCUAAAGAAGACGGGUCGUCUUCUAUUUACCCUAACCUCGACGUGGUAAACGAACACCUUGACUAUUGCCCGUGGAUCAAUGCAGCAACGCAGAGUGGAACGCAGAAAAAGCCCGGUCAAGCUGCAGGCUGGGAAAUACUGGAGCGGGUGAUACGAAACCUGUACCGUCGAAAAACAUGGUCCGCAGAGCCAACAGCUUCUGUGUUGGAUGAUCAGGAUGAGAACCAGGAUUCUAAGGAGGUUGAUGCCGAGGCACGAAAGGCUAAGGAUCGAGAGUGGUGGGCUAGGCUUCGACGAGUAAGGCAAGCUUUGCAGGUCAAGGGGCCCAAGAAGAACAAAGGUCCUCCGUAA
Molecule: messenger RNA, 1239 nt
Organism: Uncinocarpus reesii 1704
Lineage: Eukaryota; Fungi; Ascomycota; Eurotiomycetes; Onygenales; Onygenaceae
Exons: 2
Coding region: 1-1239 (412 amino acids)
Cellular component (GO): nucleus
Molecular function (GO): zinc ion binding
Source: RefSeq, a predicted model, not a curated record